Molecule: messenger RNA, 432 nt
Organism: Striga asiatica
Lineage: Eukaryota; Viridiplantae; Streptophyta; Magnoliopsida; Lamiales; Orobanchaceae
Source: the annotation of a GenBank genome assembly
AUGGCGGAGAGGGGUGGGGACGCGGCGGAGAGGAGCGGCGGGAGGAGGUGGAGGGAGGCGUUGAUGGAGUCCAUCUGGAUGAAGAAAGGGUCGUCGGUGGUGAGGUGGGAUUUGCGGUGGGGGAGGAGGUGGAAAGGGAGGGUGGCAAUUUUGGGGUGGGAGGAGAGGAAGGCGGAGAGGUGGGUGGACUCGGCGGAGCUGACGGUGGGGUGGACGGUGAUGAGGGUGACGUGGCAGCCGCGGGAGGAGAGGGUGGCGGCUAGCCGGAGGAAGGGGAGGAGGUGGCCCAUGCCGGAGCACGGGAACAGAGCCACGUGGGGUGACCAGCGGUUUGCCAUUGCUAGUAUGUUAUUAGGAGGAGGAAAUACUGUAAGAGGAUCUCGAAUGGAUAUUGAUGCACUCGACUCGAUGUCGACAGCAAGCUUGAAGUAG